GAGCAGACAUCAAAUAUCCGAGCCCCUGAAUACAGCAUGACACAACAACGAAAAUGGCGUGCUGUGGAAGAUGUUUUUGUUGCCAGUGUUGUUGUAGAGAGGGAGAGACACGGACCCCAGAAGAGCUGACAAUCCUUGGGGAAAUCCCAGACGAGGAACAGAUUCUACCCAGGAAAGACUAUGAGAGCUUGGAUUAUGACCGCUGCAUCAGUGAGCCUUAUGUGGAGGUCCUGGAGGGGAUGGACAACAAGAAAGCCAAAAAAUAUGAGGCGGUGCAUUGGAUGAUGGUGUUUGCGAUCGGGGUCACAGUGGGCCUGCUGGGCCUGUUUGUGGAUUUUUUCGUACGCCUCUUCAACAAACUAAAGUUUACUGUGGUUGGUGAUUCUAUAGAGAAGUGCAGUGACAAAGGCUGUCUGUCUUUGUCCUUGCUGGAGCUCUUGGCGUUCAACAUGACCUUCGUCUUCAUUGCCAGUGUACUCGUCCUCAUCGAGCCUGUGGCUGCAGGAUCAGGGAUUCCAGAAAUCAAAAGUUACUUGAACGGAGUGAAGAUUCCUGGAAUUGUUCGACUACGAACUUUUCUCUGCAAGGCUGCUGGAGUCCUGUUCAGUGUAGCUGGAGGUCUCUUUGUGGGGAAGGAAGGUCCAAUGAUCCACAGUGGAGCCAUCGUGGGAGCCGGCCUUCCUCAAUUUCAGAGCAUUACUUUCAGGAAGAUCAAAUUUGACUUUCCCUACUUCCGCAGCGACAGGGACAAGCGAGACUUUGUGUCAGCUGGUGCUGCUGCUGGAGUAGCUGCUGCCUUUGGUGCGCCAAUCGGUGGCACCCUCUUCAGUCUGGAGGAGGGCUCGUCAUUCUGGAACCAAGCCCUUACAUGGAAAGUGCUCUUCUGUUCCAUGUCGGCCACUUUUACUCUCAACUUCUUCCGUUCGGGAAUCAACUUCAGCAAGUGGGGCUCCUUCCAGCUGCCUGGCCUCCUGAACUUUGGAGAGUUCAAGUGUCCAGAUGGAGACAAGAACUGCCACCUGUGGACAGCUGUGGAUCUUGCCUUCUUUGUCCUGAUGGGUGUGGUGGGCGGCCUUCUGGGGGCGCUCUUUAACUGCAUGAACAAGAACCUGGCCAAGUAUCGCAUAAGACACAUUCAUCCUAAGGCCAAGUUUAUCAGAGUUUUAGAGAGUCUGUUGGUUACCAUGGUGACAACGAUUGUGAUUUUUGCGGCUUCCAUGCUGGGUGAAUGUCGUGACCUGUCCACUCCCACAGCUCACAACACCACGCUGGCUGGCAGUGAGGACAUCAACUCAACCAUUCGACAGUUCUUCUGCUCAAACAAGACCUACAAUGACAUGGCAACACUGUUCUUCAACCCACAGGAGGCAGCCAUCCACCAGCUCUUCCAUCAGGAUGGUACCUUCAGCCCUGUGACUCUGUCAGUGUUCUUCUUCUUAUACUUCCUGCUGGCCUGUUGGACAUAUGGUGUGUCUGUCCCCAGUGGCCUUUUUGUCCCCUCACUGCUGUGUGGGGCAGCUUUUGGACGCUUGGUUGCCAACGUGCUCAAAGUGAAACUGGGAAUGGACAUCUACUCAGGAACCUUUGCUCUCAUUGGAGCUGCUGCCUUCCUUGGAGGUGUGGUCAGAAUGACCAUCAGCCUCACUGUCAUCCUCAUUGAAUCCACCAAUGAAAUCACAUACGGGCUGCCCAUCAUGAUUACGCUAAUGGUUGCCAAGUGGACUGGUGAUUUCUUCAACAAGGGCAUCUAUGAUAUACACAUCCAGCUGAGAGGAGUGCCUCUGCUCGAGUGGGAGACUGAGGUAGAGAUGGACAGGCUGACAGCCAGUGAUAUCAUGGAGACCAACUUGACUUACGUGUACCCCCACACCCGAGUCCAGUCUCUAGUCAGCAUUCUGCGCACCACGGUCUACCAUGCCUUCCCCGUAGUUACUGAAAACCGUCAGAAUGAGAGGGAUUUCAUGAAGGGCAACAUCCUGAUCAGCAACAAUAUCCACUUCAAGAAAUCCAGUGUUGUGUCACGUGCGGGCGAACAGCGACGGCGCUGCCAGUCCAUGAAGUCGUACCCAUCGAGCGAGCUGAGGAAUGUUUGCGAUGAGCAAAGUGCUGCAGUCGAACCUUCAGAAGAGGGAGAAGACCUGCUGCAGCAGAUGUUAGAGAGGAGGCAUGCUCCCUACCCUAACCUGUACCCAGACCAGUCUCCCAGUGAGGAGUGGACCAUGGAGGAGCGCUUCAGGCCGCUAACCUUUCACGGUCUCAUCCUUCGCUCCCAGCUGGUUAACCUGCUCAUACGAGGGGUGUGCUACGCCGAGAACCAGUCGAGCACCAAUCAGCCUAGGUUGUCGUAUGCAGAGAUGACUGAAGAUUACCCACGCUACCCUGACAUCCAUGACCUCGACCUCACCCUGCUCAGCCCUCGCAUGAUAGUGGAUGUCACCCCCUACAUGAACCCGUGUCCCUACACUGUUUCACCCAAUGCCCGCAUCUCCCAGGUGUUUAACCUCUUCAGGACUAUGGGCCUGCGACACUUACCCGUGGUUAAUGCUGUUGGAGAAAUUGUGGGAAUAAUCACACGACACAAUUUAACCCACGAGUUCCUGAUGGCCAAACUGCGACAGCACUACAUCACCAUUUGACCCAGCUGCCUCCCCUCAAACCUCCUCCAUCCCUGAUAGCGUUCUGACACACACACAUGCACAUACAUCCUCUGUACAGUAGGGGGCGUCGUUAUCCAGGUAACGAAACCUUUCAGCUGUCAAUCACUGCAGUCUUUUUGGUCUUCUUCAGUCCAACCUCCAGUGUGCUAACACACACACACACACACACACACACACACACACACACACACACACAC
Pundamilia nyererei is the source of this 2854-nucleotide messenger RNA. RefSeq names its product chloride channel 6 (gene clcn6). Gene Ontology annotation, biological process: chloride transport; transmembrane transport. NCBI's taxonomy places the organism in Eukaryota, Metazoa, Chordata, Actinopteri, Cichliformes, Cichlidae. Gene Ontology annotation, cellular component: lysosomal membrane; intracellular membrane-bounded organelle. The transcript has 24 exons. The record is from RefSeq and is a predicted model, not a curated record. Gene Ontology annotation, molecular function: voltage-gated chloride channel activity. The coding region runs from base 54 to 2636 and encodes 860 amino acids.